This is a messenger RNA of Aspergillus homomorphus CBS 101889, 474 nucleotides long. RefSeq lists its product as uncharacterized. The transcript has 3 exons. The record is from RefSeq and is a predicted model, not a curated record. Lineage: Eukaryota; Fungi; Ascomycota; Eurotiomycetes; Eurotiales; Aspergillaceae. Bases 1 to 474 code for a protein of 157 amino acids.
AUGUGUCGUGGUCGAGGGCCAGCAAUCGUGGAAAGCUCCCCAGAGCUAGCCACCGGAGGCAUUUUGGUCUUCAAAGCAAGAAGGCCGAAUUGCUUUGUCCUACCGUGGCAGCAUCAGGCUUUUACUAUUCAGCCCAGCGUUCAGAUGACUCUCGCGGUGCGGAAAAAAGCUACGCUGGUUUAUGUACAGACGGAAACCCUUCAUCAGAGGUGGCCACAAGCCGUGAAGGACCAUGAGUUCUUUUAUCCAAUGCCCAGGAUGAAGAACAACUUGACCGAAGUCAUACAGACUAUUACCAGUUCGAAUCUAGGGAGCAAAUGGAUGAUGAUUCGAAAGCUAACCAGGACAUGCGAAGCAGUUACCCAUCAGACGAACCUAUGUGGUGAAGCUAGAGUUCGCCGGGCUUAUGGCAUGGACAAAAUGAGCAGUAUGUGCAUGGGAGCCAAAUGGAGGUUGUUUGCGAUUGUCGAGUAG